Anisakis simplex (herring worm) is the source of this 702-nucleotide messenger RNA. Lineage: Eukaryota; Metazoa; Nematoda; Chromadorea; Rhabditida; Anisakidae. The record is from the annotation of a GenBank genome assembly.
AUGGCAACCAAAUCAUUUUAUCAGCUAAGUGAACGUCUUCCAUGGAAUUUCAUGUCCAAAGAUCGUAAACUGAGACUGUCGCGGAAAAAUUCAUCUUUGCAGACGAAUCGAUCUACAUGUGAUCAUGUUCUGAUGAAAGAUGCGAAUUAUAGUCCCGAUACGACGCUUGAAACUAGAGUUGAGUCGAGACCAUUGAGAGUAGAAUUCGUGGCGUGCGAGCCUCUACUUCAUUCGAUGGGUCUACUCGGAGUUGCUUUCAUUGUUGCCUUGGUAACGUGGGUCGUUUCCUUCCUUGCUAAGAAGCUGCGUGGAAUCCUCGAUAAAAUUUCGGUCCUUCAAGGUCCAGCAAUACUACCUUUCACGGGAAAUCUGCACCAGCUUUGCUUCAAACCCGAUGAAUUCUUCGAGCAAGUGCAAGGAGUUGCGUACAUGCUGGGGAAAGACGGCAGUCGAAUGGCACGAAUCUGGUUCAGCGGUUGGCCUUGUGUUCUCAUCUAUGGUGCGGACGAAUGCGAGUCAGUUUUGGGAAGUAAUCGAACGCUGACGAAACCAUUUCAAUACGGUUUCUUGAGUGGUUGGAUAGGACAGGGACUGCUGAUAAGGAUUCCUUUCAGCGAACCAAAAAAAUGGCGAUCGAGGAGAAAACUUUUGACACCAACGUUUCAUUAUGAUAUUCUAAAAGAUUUUGUUGGGGUAAGUUAG